GUGUAGCCCUGGCUAUCCUGGAAGUCACUCUGUAGAGACUGCUGUUUUUUUUAAAGCUACUGUUUGCCUCACAGACUUCAAGUGACAGCAUUCGGGGCUGGAGAGAUGGCUCAGGAGUUAAGAGCACUGGCUGUACUUCCAGAAGACCUGGGUUCAGGUCCCAGCACCCAGAUGGUAGCCUCAAGUUUCAAGGGGAUCUGACACCUUCACGCAGACAUACAUGCAGGCAAAACACAAAUGCACAUGAAAUAAAAAUAAAAUUAUUAGAAAAGAAACAUUGGGCUCUUAAAAGGGCUAGGCUGGCUGUUCAAAUAAUGGAGAGCUCAGUUGUGUGAGGUAGUUGAAAAGUGCAGAUAAAGCGUGCUAUUUUCAUUAACAAAGGUAAUACCACUAAGAAUCUUUUAAUACCCGAAGGGCAACAGCUUCGUUUUCAUGCAAGGGAAAAAGAUCAUCUGUCAUAUGUCUAUAGCUGACAAUGAGUUACAAGGCACUAAUAGUUCUGGAUCCUUGGGUGGUCUUGAUGUUCGAAGAAGAAUUCCCAUAAAACUCAUCUCCAAACAAGCCAACAAAGUUAAACCUGCACCUCGAACUCAAAGGACUAUUAGGAUGCCUGCAAAGGUCCCACCAGGUGAUGAAGAAGGAUUUGAUUAUAAUGAAGAACAACGGUAUGACUGUAAAGGAGGCGAACUCUUUGGAAAUCAGCGAAGAUUUCCAGGACAUCUUUUUUGGGAUUUUAAGAUAAACAUCUUAGGUGAAAAGGAUGAUACUCCAGUUCAUUUCUGUGACAAAUGUGGAUUGCCUAUUAAAGUCUAUGGGAGAAUGAUUCCAUGCAAGCAUGUCUUUUGCUAUGACUGUGCUAUUUUACAUGAAAAAAAGGGAGAUAAGAUGUGCCCAGGCUGUAGUGAUCCUGUGCAGCGGAUUGAGCAGUGUACACGAGGUUCUCUCUUCAUGUGUAGCAUUGUUCAAGGUUGCAAGAGAACAUACCUGUCUCAGAGAGACUUACAAGCUCACAUCAACCAUCGCCAUAUGAGAGCUGGAAAGCCUGUUACCCGUGCUUCACUUGAGAAUGUUCAUCCUCCUAUUGCCCCACCACCAACUGACAUCCCCGAUCGGUUCAUCAUGCCACCAGACAAGCAUCACAUGAGCCAUAUUCCUCCAAAGCAGCACAUCCUGAUGCCACCACCUCCUUUGCAGCACGUGCCCCAUGAGCACUAUAAUCAGCCACAUGAGGAUAUUCGUGCUCCUCCAGCAGAAUUGUCUAUGGCUCCACCUCCACCUCGUUCGGUCAGUCAGGAAACCUUUCGUAUUUCAACAAGAAAGCACAGCAAUUUAAUAACUGUCCCUAUUCAGGAUGACUCAAGUUCAGGUGCUAGAGAACCGCCACCUCCUGCCCCAGCACCUGCUCACCAUCACCCUGACUAUCAGGGCCAGCCAGUGGUGUCCCACCCUCACCAUAUUAUGCCUCCACAGCAGCACUACGCACCGCCCCCACCUCCUCCACCACCAAUAAGCCAUCCAAUGCCACACCCUCCCCAGGCUGCAGGGACUCCUCACUUGGUGUAUAGCCAAGCUCCACCUCCACCAAUGACCUCUGCUCCACCACCAAUAACCCCUCCCCCUGGACAUAUGAUUGCCCAGAUGCCACCUUAUAUGAAUCAUCCUCCUCCAGGACCCCCCCCACCUCAACAUGGAGGUCCACCUGUAACUGCACCCCCCCCUCACCAUUACAAUCCUAACUCUUUACCCCAGUUUACUGAAGAUCAAGGAACUCUGAGCCCUCCAUUUACACAACCAGGAGGAAUGAGUCCCGGUAUAUGGCCUGCACCACGAGGGCCACCACCACCUCCACGAAUGCAGGGCCCGCCUUCUCAAACCCCACUUCCUGGACCACAUCAUCCAGAUCAAACAAGAUACAGACCAUAUUACCAGUGAUAAUAGUGUUUUGAACUGAAGAUAUGACAAGGAAAAAGAUUAAAUUAGUCAAUCUUUUAAUUAACCUUUUACUGCUGGGGGAAGGAAAAAAUACCUCUCAGGAGGUGACUAUAAAACACAAAGUCUUGUCCCUUAAAAUAGUUUUAAAUCUUGACCUUAGGAUUGCUUUCAAAUACUAUAGUGCAGAUACGUGGCUCGGUUGAGCACAAAUGUAUCUUAGCAACUGUUACUUUGGUGUGGCAAAUUGACCCAGAAAUGACCAUUUGUAAAAAAUUUGAAAUUUUUUCACUGUUCCAUUUUCAAAAAUACUGCUUUUAUUAAACCCAAUGUUUAGUUUUUCUUGUGAUGCAUUUUGUUAACAUAUAUAAGGAUUAAAUUUCAAGGUGGUUGUAAAAAUGCUGUUUUUAUGUAAAUUUAAGUGCAGCCACGUAAUUUUUUAAACCAUUUAUGUUUUACCACUAUUUUUCCAAAAUUAAAGUCCUAAAAGUAAAACUCUACUAAAAUUGUUAUCAGGCAGACUGUUAUAUGAUAGGGAAUUACUUCACAUUUUAGGCACUGAAACUUCAAGGGGUAUUAAUUAUGUAGUGCACUUCACUUGGUUUCCUUUUUGUCUUUGGACUGCCUCAGGAAUGCCAAAAUACAUCCAAAUUCCUAUAGUGGUAUAGUUGUUUGACAUGUCCCAAGACAUUCUAAUCAUAAGAAAAUGAUGGCUUUCCAGGCUCUAGGUAAACCACUGAUAAGAUGCUGGUGGUUUUCCUGAGUGGUUAGAGUUACAUAAUUUGUCACACUUAAUCUCUUAAGAUUAUAAUAGUGAUAUAGAUAUAACUUAUUAUAUCACUUUAUAGGGUUGUUGGAAUGGUCUUAUUUGGAUGAAAUGUCUUCUGUGUUCACUGUUCACUGUUAACCUACCUACCAUAUUUAGGGCUGACUAGGCUUUAUUUAAAUCUGCAUUUCUCCAUAGCAGUUUGGUUCUGUGCUUUAUUGUGUCUUGUUUAUGGGGUUAUAAACUGCAACUUGAGUGCUGUAGAGGAAUUUGACUAAUGUAUUAGCAAAGGGUGUUUUCUUGUAAAACCACAAACUAGCAUUUACUCAGGUUUCAUUGCUGUGGUGAGUUUUUUCCUCUAAGUUGAAAUUUUUAAAACUAUCAUUUCCUUUCUUUUCUUUUCUUUUUUUUUUUUUUUUUUUUUUUUUUUUUUGGUAAAGCAUUUUAACAUUGUAGCAUGGAAUCAAUAGUGAAAACAACCAGAUAAUUUUGAAUUGGACAGAAGAAAAGUAAUAAUAAGGUUGUGAAUUUCAGUGCCGUGUAAGGUGCCUUUGGAGUCAGUGUUUGCAUUAUAGGGGCUUGUUACAGUCCAUUGAGGAUGACCACUCAGUCUAGACAGCUUUCCUGUGUAGAAGUCAACAUUCUUAGGAUAUUAUUAUAUAUAUCCUUUGGCUUGACUAAACCCUUGUGAAGCUUUUCUUCCCCCUUAAAAUGGUGCAUAAUAUAAACAUGGUGUGUAGUAUGCAGGUGUCAUUUAUUAGAUAGUUUGUCAUAUAUAAAUUUAGAACAUUGGUUUUUGACAAAGAAUAUAUUGAUUGGUAAUUCACCAUUUUCUGUCAGGUACAGGAGCAUUCUCAUGUUGGAUGAUCAGAUGCAAAAUCAUUUCUGAACUUAGCACUGAAGUAGAAAAUAAUAUAAACGCCAUUUUAGCCUUGGCUGGCCAAAAAUAACUAAUGCAGUUUUUCUUGAGCAAGUGAUUUUUUUCCCCCACAUACAGCAGUUUGAGAGUCUGGUUUGCUCAUGCACUAUUUUUAGUGAGAAAUUUUUUGUUAUUAGAAGCAUGGGAGUGAAAUAGUGUGACAUGGUGGUGAGUGUUUCUAUCAUAUUACUGUAGGUACUUGGAUUGGUGCAAACUUGAUUCCUUUUUGUACCCGUUUAGGAGCUAUUUAAAUAUUACUGUUAAAAUCCUAAUAACUCUGUUUCAUGUAAUUAGACAAUAGCCGGAUUCAUGUAAGAGCUUCUUAGCUGUUCAGGAGAAGCUCUUGUGUUAAGAUUUACUGGGGUGUUGGGUGUGGUAAGAAACCACUUCGCCUGUAUUUUGGACCAAAAAAAAAAAAUCAUUAUCAUGAAAAAAAUCCCACAUUAGGACAAUUCUUGUAGGCUUUAAACAACAAUUUCAGUUAUGUUAAUAAGCAUUAUACUGGGAGGCAGGUCAGAUGAAUGUCUUGUAAUAGACAAAAUGUUAAGUGUUAGACUUGAAUUCAUCAGCUAAUUGUUUGGAUGAGGGUGGGUGGGUAGACAGAUCCCAGGAUUAUUGUUAAGUGUUUCUGUUCUUAAGGAAAAAGUUGUGAAUCCCAGUGCAUUUCAGGGAAGCCUUUGAAGCUAUCUAUGAUGGACAAAGUCUAAGUGUAUGUAUGUUUCAUUAAUUGCUCUUAAGACUACUGAGGUGACAGUUCAAUUCUUUAACCAAUAAAAUGGAAGCAUAAACACUG
This is a messenger RNA of Cricetulus griseus (Chinese hamster), 4407 nucleotides long. The record is from RefSeq and is a predicted model, not a curated record. Lineage: Eukaryota; Metazoa; Chordata; Mammalia; Rodentia; Cricetidae.